Molecule: messenger RNA, 2846 nt
Organism: Triplophysa rosa
Lineage: Eukaryota; Metazoa; Chordata; Actinopteri; Cypriniformes; Nemacheilidae
Gene: nat16l
Product: N-acetyltransferase 16, like
Exons: 4
Coding region: 249-1235 (328 amino acids)
Source: RefSeq, a predicted model, not a curated record
UACUGUUUAAAAAAAUACAUUUUCAAUAGUUUCGGGUCGUGUUUUAUGUGUUUCACCUUUGUCCACGUUUGUAAAUUAGUGCCAUAAAAUGUCAGAAGUUGGCUAGACGGCACAAUUAACUGAAUCGCUGUUCUAUGCAGAUUACACAUAGGUUUUACAAGUUUAAAGUCCACAGAUGCGCCAUCGAAAGGAGUUUUUCUUUGACAGAGCAGUGAAGUUCACGCGAGUCGCUGUCACGAGUGAUAAUAAUGGAGUCGCAUGGUUUGGGUGAGAGUGAAGGGCUGACCUUCUUCCUGGCCAGACCAGAGGAUUAUGAUGAUGUGAUGGCCAUAUCGCAUGACAUAUACGGGGGCAACGAUUACCUUCCAUGUCGCUAUCACCCCUGGAUGACUGAACCGGACAGAUUGGUUAUAAUAGCAAGGAGGGGCAGCCGGUUGGUGGCGUUGGAGUCAAGCCUUGUGGUUGAUGGUGGUAAAACAGUGGUAGUCGAGGGAUUAAGGGUGUGUCCAACUGAAAGAGGCCACGGUCUAGCUGGAGUUAUCCAGAGAUUUGCUGAUGGGUAUGUAAAGAAGGUUUACCCCACGGUGAAGAACAAGCGUCUCACCAGAGCAGAUAACCCAGGGCCUGAAAAACUGAGCAAGUUCACAUAUCUGGACAAAAGGGCUAUCUUGUCGCUGUGUGGGGAUUCUGAGACCUUUGAUGGCUUUGUAUCAUAUUUGAAGGCAAAACUCAAUGUGUCAGAUGGAUCCACCAGGUAUCCUCUAGUGACAAAACACAUCGACCAAGCUGCUUUAAAAGGCCUUCUUCUAAAUCCAGACGUGUCCUCCAGACUUCAGCUUCCAGGCAGUGCUAUCAUCCAAGAUUGGCAGCCCUUGGAUCUCCUAGAGAGUAACCUUGAAGUCUUGGCCAGGCGAAAUUUGUCAUGGUUUGUGGAUGAUUUGAAUGAGAAACCCUUGUUUAUGAGCUUCCACACACCUCUAUAUCCUGUUCCGUUUAAUGGAGGGUCUUUACGCCUAAAUAUCGACAUGUUCGGAACAGAUGCCUCCUUAGCAAAGAGAGCACUAACAGCUCACCUGAAUACUGUGAAAGGUGAGAUUCAGAGCACAGUCUUGGUCCAUAUGUAUAUGCAUCCGAGUCUAUGGGAAGUUAUGAGGCAGUUUUGUGAGGGGCAUGACGGGGUGAAACAGUGGAGGAAUUACUGGGAGCAGCUCUUUUUGGAAAGGGAGUUAGUAUGAUGAACAAAAGGUAUGCUGGAAUGAGAAGAGCGUAAAGAAAGACUCAUUUAAUUCUGUGCUGAUCUAGGUUUUAUUGGUCAUAAUGAUGUUUUUAGUUUGGUGGUGCACUGCCAAAUCAAAUGUCAGGGUGUGAGGUUUGGCAUUAAUUAAAAAGCAGUAUUCAGCGAAUUGAAUCAUGUGAAGGUAUUGCAUUGUGCUUUUGUCAUUUCUGUUUGAGAGAAACAAUGCACACUAAUUUAAAGGCGGCGUAACCGAUUUCUGAAUUACGCUCUAGACAACUGAGUCGGGCCAAGUACCAAAACAACCUUGUAGCCAAUCAGCAGUAAGGUGCACAGGACGGACAUUAGCCGAGCCGAGCGCUGACGAAAGCGAAAGAUAGGGGUAGGGGUGUGUUUGUUUUGGUGAUUUGAACAUCAACAAUGGCUAAGAGAAAUCGGACACCCCGCCUUUAAGUGAGCUCGUUCCAUUUACUUUUACAGCUUUCCUAAAUAUGAAUUAAAUGAAAUAUUUGAUUAUACAUUCCAUAUACACUCACCUAAAGGAUUAUUAGGAACACCAUACUAAUACGGUGUUUGACCCCCUUUCGCCUUCAGAACUGCCUUAAUUCUACGUGGCAUUGAUUCAACAAGGUGCUGAAAGCAUUCUUUAGAAAUGUUGGCCCAUAUUGAUAGGAUAGCAUCUUGCAGUUGAUGGAGAUUUGUGGGAUGCACAUCCAGGGCACGAAGCUCCCGUUCCACCACAUCCCAAAGAUGUUCUAUCGGGUUGAGAUCUGGUGACUGUGGGGGCCAUUCUAGUACAGUGAACUCAUUGUCAUGUUCAAGAAACCAAUUUGAAAUGAUUCGAGCUUUGUGACAUGGUGCAUUAUCCUGCUGGAAGUAGCCAUUAGAGGAUGGGUACAUGGUGGUCAUAAAGGGAUGGACAUGGUCAGAAACAAUGCUCAGGUAGGCCGUGGCAUUUAAACGAUGCCCAAUUGGCACUAAGGGGCCUAAAGUGUGCCAAGAAAACAUCCCCCACACCAUUACACCACCACCACCAGCCUGCACAGUGGUAACAAGGCAUGAUGGAUCCAUGUUCUCAUUCUGUUUACGCCAAAUUCUGACUCUACCAUUUGAAUGUCUCAACAGAAAUCGAGACUCAUCAGACCAGGCAACAUUUUUCCAGUCUUCAACUGUCCAAUUUUGGUGAGCUCGUGCAAAUUGUAGCCUCUUUUUCCUAUUUGUAGUGGAGAUGAGUGGUACCCGGUGGGGUCUUCUGCUGUUGUAGCCCAUCUGCCUCAAGGUUGUGCGUGUUGUGGCUUCACAAAUGCUUUGCUGCAUACCUCGGUUGUAACGAGUGGUUAUUUCAGUCAAAGUUGCUCUUCUAUCAGCUUGAAUCAGUCGGCCCAUUCUCCUCUGACCUCUAGCAUCAACAAGGCAUUUUCGCCCACAGGACUGCCGCAUACUGGAUGUUUUUCCCUUUUCACACCAUUCUUUGUAAACCCUAGAAAUGGUUGUGCGUGAAAAUCCCAGUAACUGAGCAGAUUGUGAAAUACUCAGACCGGCCCGUCUGGCACCAACAACCAUGCCACGCUCAAAAUUGCUUAAAUCACCUUUCUUUCCCAUUCUGACAUUC